Messenger RNA from Anguilla anguilla (European eel), 4395 nucleotides. It is a transcript of the gene sorbs3, whose product is annotated as sorbin and SH3 domain containing 3. The record is from RefSeq and is a predicted model, not a curated record. NCBI's taxonomy places the organism in Eukaryota, Metazoa, Chordata, Actinopteri, Anguilliformes, Anguillidae. Gene Ontology annotation, molecular function: protein binding. The transcript has 20 exons. The coding region runs from base 55 to 2340 and encodes 761 amino acids.
UCUCUCCCUCUCUCUCGCACAGUUACACACCGCCCAGUGACCACGACAGAUGUCAUGCAGCCUCAGCGACAGGUGGAGAUCUUCGACCAUAUGAAUGGCUCGCGGAUUGUCUUCUCGGACGAUGGCGGCACCAGCCCACCGCAGCACUUCCACCCUUCUUCCCCUGACCUGACCCAGGAGGUGGUGAUCUCCCCUGGACUCCCCACCCCACCUCUUAGCCCCUAUCGCACCGGCAGCCACAACUCCAGACACCCCUCCGACACCAUGAAGGUCUCUGAGACCAAUGGCAGUGGAUCACCAACCCUCAGCUUUGGCUCGUAUUAUGGCCCCCCAAAAUCUCAUGGGACCCUGGUAAAUGGCGUGCAGACCAGGCUGUUUGCCACUCUGCCCCGGAGGUCUGUCCCGGCUGAAGAGAGGCUGAUCAAGUUCUCCGGCAUUGGCCCCGUGGAUGAGACCGGAAUGCCCAUUGCCUCCAGAUCAAGCGUGAACAAACCAAAGGACUGGUACAGGAGCAUGUUCAGACAGAUCCACAAGAAGCCACCAGAGCCUGACCUGUGUGACUCCAGGCUGUGGCCAGAGGACAGGGAUGCCGAACCUGGCAGAGACCCCCCCACCGCGGGUUCUGUGGACGGGCAGGGGGGCGAGAAGGACCUGUUCACUCUCACCCCGUAUGGCGCACUGCCCGACUGGAGCGAGCUAGGGGAUGGAGACAGUCAGUCCAACGGAGGGAGAAGGCACCCUGAACCCAGGAGCAUAUUCGAAUUCGAACCCGGACAGAGCACCCACUCUGAGGUCCUCGCACAGGAUAACCGUCCAGCCCAGCAGUACCUGGUGAAGCCUCGGUCGUGCCCUAUUGAGGCGAGUCUGGUCUCAGAGCUGAGUCGCUUUGAGGCGGAGCUGGACUCGGACAUCCAGGGCCUGGAGAGGAGGCUGUCUCAGAAACAGCAGCGGCGAGGCCGGGGUGAGGGCUCAAGGGUCUCUGUCCCAGCCACCACUCCGGGUACAGGGAGCACACAGGAAGCAAGCCCGAGGACCGCAGCAAAGCAGCCGGCGACCAAAAGCUGGGGAGUGGCACCUGUCAGUCAUCCAACUGUCCCCAGCUUCAGCGCAGCACAAAGGACAUCAUCCAGCCCCACACAUGGUAGAGGCAAUCCUUCCUCUUCACCUGAUGCCAUGGACUUCCCGCCCAAGAGAGAGGAGAAGAAGAUGAAAGCUGCAAGGGCCAAGUUCAAUUUCCAAGCACAGUCACCCAAAGAGCUGACCCUGCAGAAGGGUGAUGUGGUGUACAUACACAGGCAAGUGGACGGCAACUGGUUCGAGGGGGAGCAUCACGGGAGAGCCGGAAUCUUUCCGGCCACCUAUGUGGAGAUCAUCCCCCCGACCGAGAAGCCCACGCCUAUCAAGUCCCCCACCAUCCAGGUGCUGGAGUACGGGGAGGCCGUCGCCCAGUUCAACUUCCCGGCGGACCUGCCCAUCGAGCUCUCCUUCCGAAAGGGGGAGCGAAUCUGUGUGACCAGGCGUGUGGAUGACAGCUGGCUCGAGGGCAGGAUCCCUGGCACCUCCCGCAGUGGCAUCUUCCCUGCCAGCUAUGUCCAAGUCAACAAGAUGCCCCGCACCAAAUCCUCAGACGAGUACCCUCCCUCGCCCACCUCUCCCUCGCCCUCGCCUCUCAGUCCGGGCCGGCCUCUCCACUCGCCCCUCUCCCCCGUGGCUUUCAGCUCCAGCCCGCAGCCCUCGCCCGGGAAGCAGCGCUCCCCUGCUGGGCUGUCCCAGUCCCCGCCCUCCCCAGCCCCCUACGGAACGGCAGGGCUCCAGUCCCGCUCACCCCAGCCCCCUGCUCAGACCGCCCCCUCCAAGCCGGCCCCCAGUCACUGGCCUGGCUCCGCCCCCGUCUCCACCUCCCCCACUCCACAGACCAAUCACUGGGGCGGGACGCACCCUGCAGCCCAUAACUCCUUCAGCAGAGACGAGAGACCGGCACCGGCGUUGUCCAAUCAGACGUCGGGGGCUCCCCAGUGGGGAGGAGCCAUGUUGAAUGCCACUCCCAAGCCAGGUUAUUCCACUCAGGAUGGACCAACCAUAAACUCCAUCCUAUCCAACCAGCACAGCAAGGCUCCACCCACAGCCAAAGUUCCCACCAAUCCCAGCUCAACAGUGGUCCAACGGCAACCGUAUAAAGCCAUUUAUAACUACAGGCCACAGAACGGUGAUGAGCUGGAACUACGAGAAGGAGACGUCGUACAGGUGAUGGAGAAGUGUGAUGACGGCUGGUUUGUAGGUACAUCAGAAAGAACUCAAGCUUUCGGGACAUUUCCAGGGAACUAUGUGACACCUGUCUGAGUGAUUAUCACUACGUUCCUGCUCCAAAACACGCUGGACUAAAAUAUUUGACUAUUUAUACAAGUUUUGCUUUAAGCAGCAUACAGAUCACAACAGCCAGAUAGCCACUAAUGACAGCUCCUCACCUCCCAUCCACCUCCCUUCCCCUACAAUUUCACAGAAAUGGUGUCUGUGUGCACAAGUGACCAGGUGACCAAAGUGGCCACUGUUUCAGCCUUGAGAUUUGAGCACAUAAAGCAAAGGGUCUCUUUGCCAUUGGCAUGUUGGCUUAUCACAUAUCAGCCUUGGAGUGUCUUCCUACAGCCACAUGUGCCGCUUGAACUCUGAGAUGCAGGUACUGCGGAAAACGAGCCUGCAACCAGCCUUGCACCAUUACUGCAAAAAAACAUUCCUCUGGAUUGGACUAAAACUGCGUCCUUGUUGAACUUUUGGACUUUGUAUCAUCCUUGGAUUAUCAAGCCACCUGUAAAACACAUUGCACUCAAGAAGUAUGAAUCAUUCCAGGUUUCACACUAAAUCCAAUACUGUUUCAGCAUUCACUUGUGAGCCAAGAUGAUUCCAAAUGAUAACAAAGUGCCUUUAUUGGAAAGAAAAAUACCCAGAUUGCCUCAUUUUAUGAGGCAUAUAUCUUUCUCAGUGUUUCUCUGUUGUAAAUGUCAUGCAAUAGAAAAAGUGCCUUUUGAUCAUCUUUAGUUCUGCCGUCACUUUAAUCACAGAUAUUUAAUGACUUCCUGGGUGCACAGGCAAAAAUGUCACAGAAAUGUGGCAGAUUAAUCUAUCAAAAUGAGUAUUGCUUUUUUUUUUUAUUCGACAGAGCAUGUGUUCCUAAGCAGUGCCAAAUUUAUUUCAGUUCAAUCCAGGAUAAUAAUAUGGUUUGGAAACAUACAACAUGUCUGUUUUAUAACAUGUCUUCUUAUCUGUUAUUGCCCACUACUUGCUUUGCGUUAUGAGCUAAGUGAUGGUUAAUCUAUAAUCCUGCCUGCAGUAUUUGAGGAAGUGGUUGGAACAGAGAAAGUGAAGAAAGUGAAAGUGAGAGCUGAUAGCCUUGUAGAAGGGCAGAAUGACACUUGUGCCAAGUCACCAAUGGUUGGGUGAUCCAGGACGAGUUCACCAAUGGAAAUUAAACAGGGUCAUAAAUUUGGACCAGAGAAGAAAUCAAUCAAUGAGCUGGAUGGGCACGUUACCACAGGCUUCCACUAGACUGAUGGACUUUAAAUGGAACUGUAGCCCCGAUGUCAUGCCUAAAAACCUUCUUUGUAACUUGUUUGCAUUCCUGUAUAUGACAUACACCAUCAAUGUUCACUGUCAUGGAUGUUUGUUAUUAACUUCCCAAAAAAAAGAAACUGACAGAAAAUUCCUCCAACAAAAGGGUCAAAAUUAUUUGGCUCACAAAACAUUUGAUUUCACUAUAGUUUCUUUGUACUGCAACGCACAAGCUUUUGCUUACCAGUGUUGAGGUGUGUAUUGAUUUCAAAAUAAACAGAUUAGGUCUGAUGGAUACUUAUAUUACUUAAACCCGCUAAUCAUUUAGGCUUGUGCAAACUAAUAUAAUCCAUGCUAAGAUGCAAGCAAGCCAAGCACUGAGCCUUUACAUGGCAGUGGACUUUUGCAUUGUGUUGUCACAAUGUGUGCUUCAUCAUAGUUUGUCUUCUCAGUGCCUUCUCUCUAACGCUCGCCCUUUUUAAUGCAACAAAUAAGAGUCCAAUUCUCAUAUUGGGUAUAUUCAGGACCACCGGGAAGAAAAGCAUGGAAUGACAGUCAAAAUGGUGACAAAUGGAAGAUACACAUGUAGUAGAAGGUUAAAUAUUUAUGCAAGUUUUUUUGCCUCUUUGUUUUGAUCUUACUGAAUAAAACAAAGCAAACAUAGUUCGGUUCCUGACUGUACCAGAUAUAAAGUAGUACAGACACUGUACUACUUCAAAUCAGUUUAAAUCAGUUAAUAAAUUACGGAAAUAAAUAAUAUAUUUUAUUGGCAACAGAAUGUAUUGCAUUUUCUAAGGUACUCAUAUAUUUGGAUGAUAAUCAAAUAAAAUGUACUCAAGUGAUGGAAAACUG